This is a messenger RNA of Budorcas taxicolor (takin), 2037 nucleotides long. It is a transcript of the gene IL1RAPL1, whose product is annotated as interleukin 1 receptor accessory protein like 1. Lineage: Eukaryota; Metazoa; Chordata; Mammalia; Artiodactyla; Bovidae. The transcript has 10 exons. Gene Ontology annotation, biological process: negative regulation of exocytosis; signal transduction. The record is from RefSeq and is a predicted model, not a curated record. Bases 1 to 2037 code for a protein of 678 amino acids.
AUGCACACUGCAAGAGUCUUCCAAGCAACUGAUGGAUGCACAGAUUGGUCUGUCGAUAUCAAGAAAUACCAAGUUUUGGUGGGAGAGCCUGUUCGCAUCAAAUGUGCACUCUUUUAUGGUUAUAUCAGAGCCAAUUACUCCCUAGCCCAAAGUGCUGGACUCAGUUUGAUGUGGUACAAAAGCUCUGGUCCCGGAGACUUUGAAGAGCCAAUAGCCUUUGAUGGAAGUAGAAUGAGCAAGGAAGAAGACUCCAUUUGGUUCCGACCAACGUUACUGCAGGACAGUGGUCUUUAUGCCUGUGUUAUCAGAAACUCCACUUACUGUAUGAAAGUAUCCAUCUCACUGACAGUAGGCGAAAAUGACACUGGACUCUGCUACAAUUCCAAGAUGAAGUACUUUGAUAAAGCUGAACUUAGCAAAAGCAAGGAAAUUGCCUGCCGUGACAUAGAAGACUUUUUGCUACCAAGCAGAGAACCUGAAAUCCUGUGGUAUAAGGAAUGUAGGACAAAAACAUGGAGGCCAAGUAUAGUAUUCAAAAGAGAUACCUUGCUUAUAAGAGAAGUCAGAGAAGAUGACAUUGGAAAUUAUACAUGUGAGUUAAAAUAUGGAGGCUUUGUUGUGAGAAGAACUACUGAACUAACUGUUACAGCCCCUCUGACAGAUAAACCACCCAAGCUGUUGUAUCCUAUGGAAAGUAAACUGACGAUUCAGGAGACCCAGCUGGGUGAUUCAGCUAAUCUCACCUGCAGAGCUUUCUUUGGGUACAGCGGAGAUGUCAGUCCUUUAAUUUACUGGAUGAAAGGAGAGAAGUUUAUUGAAGAUCUGGAUGAAAAUCGAGUUUGGGAAAGUGACAUUAGAAUCCUCAAGGAGCAUCUUGGGGAACAGGAAGUUUCCAUCUCAUUAAUUGUGGACUCUGUAGAAGAAGGUGACUUGGGAAAUUACUCCUGUUAUGUUGAAAAUGGAAAUGGACGUCGUCAUGCCAGUGUUCUCCUUCACAAACGGGAGCUGAUGUAUACAGUUGAACUUGCUGGAGGGCUUGGUGCUAUCCUUCUGCUGCUUGUUUGUUUGGUGACCAUCUACAAAUGUUACAAGAUAGAAAUCAUGCUCUUCUACAGGAAUCAUUUUGGGGCGGAGGAGCUAGAUGGAGAUAAUAAAGAUUACGAUGCAUACUUAUCAUAUACCAAAGUGGAUCCUGACCAGUGGAAUCAAGAGACUGGGGAAGAAGAACGCUUUGCUCUUGAAAUCCUUCCUGAUAUGCUUGAAAAGCAUUAUGGAUAUAAGUUGUUUAUACCAGAUAGAGAUUUAAUCCCAACUGGAACAUACAUUGAAGAUGUGGCAAGGUGUGUAGAUCAGAGCAAGCGGCUGAUUAUUGUCAUGACCCCAAAUUACGUAGUCAGAAGAGGCUGGAGCAUCUUUGAGCUGGAGACCAGACUUCGAAACAUGCUUGUGACUGGAGAAAUUAAAGUGAUACUCAUCGAGUGCAGUGAACUACGAGGAAUUAUGAACUACCAGGAGGUGGAGGCCCUCAAGCACACCAUCAAGCUCCUGACCGUUAUUAAGUGGCAUGGACCAAAAUGCAACAAGUUGAACUCUAAGUUCUGGAAACGUUUACAAUACGAAAUGCCUUUUAAGAGGAUAGAACCCAUUACACAUGAGCAGGCUUUAGAUGUUAGUGAGCAGGGGCCUUUUGGGGAGCUGCAGACUGUCUCAGCCAUCUCCAUGGCUGCCGCCACCUCCACAGCUCUAGCCACUGCCCAUCCAGAUCUCCGAUCCACCUUUCACAACACUUACCAUUCACAAAUGCGUCAGAAACACUACUACCGAAGCUACGAGUAUGACGUACCUCCUACUGGCACCCUGCCUCUUACCUCCAUAGGCAAUCAGCAUACCUAUUGUAACAUCCCUAUGACACUCAUCAACGGGCAGCGGCCACAGACAAAAUCGAGCAGGGAGCAGAAUCCAGACGAGGCCCACACAAACAGUGCCAUCCUGCCGCUGUUGCCACGGGAGACCAGUAUAUCCAGUGUGAUCUGGUGA